AAUGGGAUUCAUACUGUUUUAUGGUAUCAGAGCUACGAAUUAGGGCAUCAAAUUGAUUAGCUUCUCCUAGGUUUUCCGCCAUCUAGGUUUCCUCUUUUCUUCUCUAGUUUCUUUGUGUCUUGUAUUCAUGGCGUCUUCUUCAGCCCUUACCACCACCACUACUCCAAUGAUCUCUUCUGAAUCAACACUUCCCAUUAUCCCUGUCCUUAAUCCUGUCAUACCAAAUACAAAUUCCUCAAUUUUUACUCAUCCUGUGUUCUCAGUCUCAAAUAUUAAACAUCUUGUCCCUGAAACAUUGACCCAUCAAAACUUUAUGCUUUGGAAAGAACUCAUGAUUCCUGUUCUUCGCAGCAAAGGAGUUUAUGGACAUGUUGACGGAUCCGAUUCGUGCCCAUCACCUAUGGAUUCCACUUUUGAGCAAUGGCACCAGAUAGAUUGUCAAGUCCUCUCCUGGAUUCAAUCUACUAUUGCUUCUGAGGUUCUUCAAAUGAUUAUUCAACCAGGAAGAUCACUUACUGCAAAGCAAGCAUGGGAUGCGAUUCAAGAAUCUCACCAAGACCAACUUGUUGCUCAGUCCAUGUUAUAUCGUCAGGAGUUCAUGGCGUUAAAAAAAGAACCAGAACAAUCUAUGAUCUCAUAUCUUCAACGUGCCAAGACUGCUUCCGAUCGACUAUUUGGAAUUGGUGAAUCUGUUUCUGAUCGAGAUCUGGUUUUGCAUACUUUGGCUGGACUUGAUUCUACUUAUACUGUUUCUAAACGCACUAUACCGCAAAGGGUGCCCUUUCCUUCUUUUAAUCAACUUCGUUCCCUGUUGUUGAUUGAGGAAGCUACUGUGUUGCGUGAAUCUGGACAAGCCAUGGCUGCGGCUCCCUUUUCAUCUCCACAAGUCUUGUUGUCUUCUACCUCAUCACACCAACAAAGAGAUUUUAAUUACUCUCCUCGACCUCCAAACAGAAACAAUAAUCGUGGUCGGAAUAAUUCUUGGGGUAGAGGCGGAGGUCGGUAUUCUGGUGCAAGAUUUAAUGGACAACAACAAAGGUAUUUUGGUGGAGGACGGUUUCACAACCAACAAAAUUAUCCUUGGCCAGAUUAUUCAUCACCUCGACCACUCACCUCUCAUGGCUAUCGAUCUUCAAGUUCUGGUCCUACUACAAGAUUUUCAUGGGAUAAUACUACUCUCCCUCCUUUACUGCCUACACCUGUGAUCUGUCAAUGGUGUCUUCAACCAAACCAUCAAGCUCGUGAUUGUCCAUCUAUACCUCGUACUUCACAGCAGCUUUCUUAUCCUCAAACCUUCAUAGCUGAUAAUGCUUCCACUGCCAGUGGUGAUUCUAGCUGUUAUUUUGACUCUGGUGCUGCAGUUCAUGUCUUAAAAAAUUCAGGUCAUUUAUCUUCUUCUAUUCCUUAUACUAGUUGUGAGUCUAUUCAAGUUGGUAAUGGUCAGCUUUUACCUGUUUCUCAUAUUGGUCAUAGUAUGCUCUUGUCUAAGGAUCAUUCAUUUCAACUUAAUAAUGUCUUGGUUUUUCCAAACAUCUCUAAAAAUUUAAUUUCUGUUCGUCAAUUUACAAAGGAUAAUAAUUGUAGUGUUGAUUUUGAUCUUUCUGGAUUUUCUGUUAAGGACUUACAGACGAAGAGUGUCCUCCUUCGUUGCAAUAGUUCGGGUGGUCUAUAUUCCUUUUCUGGCAAUUCUGAACAGUCUCCAGCAGCUUAUCAUGUGUCUAUUUCUCCUCAAGUUUGGCAUUGUCGUCUUGGUCAUCCGAGUUCAUCCUCAUUCAAUCAUUUAGUUCGUCGUGGUUUUCUUCCUACAACUAAAACAGUUGGUAGUUCUAGUUUAUGUCAUGUUUGUCAAUUAGCACACCACCAUUCCACUCCAGCAUGUCCGUCACCUGCUGCAUGUCCGCCACUUGUUCCAGUUUCCUCACAACUUGCUGCAUGUCUGCCACCUGUUUCACUGCCUCCAUCGCCGAGUGCUCAACAAUCUUCUGUCCUGCCGAAUGCUCAACAAUCUUCUGUCAUGCCUGCAAUUGAUACAUCUGAUCCUUGUUCUAGUCAGCAUCCUCCUACAGCAGUUAGCACACAUCCUAUGGUAACGAGGUCUCAAGAUAGAACUCGUAAGGUGCGUCAUUUGCCCUCUUUGGUUUCUACUACACUUUCGUUAAUUGAGCCGAAAACUUUUGCUCAGGCGGUUCGUCAACCAGAGUGGUGUACCACAAUGGCAGAGGAGUAUAAUGCUCUUUUGAGCAAUAAUACAUGGGAUUUAGUUCCUUCUCCUCCUACUGUUAAUAUUGGAUAUACUCAACAACCUGGUGUCGAUUAUGAUGACACCUUUAGUCCUGUGGUUAAACCAGUGACCAUUCGGACAGUCUUGACUCUUGCUAUUUCAUCAUCUUGGCCGAUUCAUCAGUUAGAUGUUAAAAAUGCUUUUUUGAAUGGUGAACUAGAGCAACCAGUAUACAUGUCUCAACCUCUAGGGUUUGUUGACAAACAUCAUCUUGAUUAUGUCUGCCGGCCGAAGAAAGCUCUUUAUGGUCUGAAACAAGCUCCUCGGGCAUGGUUUCAUCGGUUUGCUUCUUUCUUGAAAUCUUGUGGUUUUAUUCAAGCUCAAACUGACUCUUCUAUGUUCUUGUAUAGAAACCGUGGGUCCAUGGCAGUGCUAUUACUGUAUGUUGAUGAUAUCAUUUUGACUGCAUCUAUUUCCUCAUUAUUAUCUUCAGUGCUUUCUCUUUUAAAGAAGGAGUUUUUAAUGAUAGAUUUGGGACCGUUGAAUUAUUUCUUGGGUGUUUCUGCUACUCAUAAUUCAGAUGGUAUCUUUUUAGAGCAAUCCAAAUAUGUUCUUGAUUUACUAGAUCGUACUGGUAUGUCUGAUUGCAAGUCGGUAGCCACUCCUCUUGAUUCCAGGAAGAAAUUAGUUCUUAAUGAUGGUCCACGCCAUUCUGAUCCUUCUGGGUAUCGAAGUAUUGUUGGUGCAUUGCAAUACCUUACUUUCACUCAUCCUGAUAUUGCUUUCUCAAUACAGCAAGUCUCUCAAUAUAUGCAUUCUCCUACUGUUUAUCAUUUUCAGGCUGUGAAACGUAUUCUUCGGUAUUUGAAAGGCACUUUACAUUAUGGUCUUCAGCUUCGCCGAAUCAAGACAAUUUCUCUUCAUCUUUUUACUAAUGCUGAUUAGGCAGGAUGCCUUGAUACUUGUCGAUCCACAUCUGGGUUUUGUCUAUUUCUCGGUAAUUCUUUGAUCUCUUGGUCCUCUAAAAAGCAAUCCACAAUGUCCCGCUCUAGUGCUGAGGCAGAAUAUCGUGCCAUUGCUAAUGCUGU
Messenger RNA from Rubroshorea leprosula, 3309 nucleotides. The record is from the annotation of a GenBank genome assembly. NCBI's taxonomy places the organism in Eukaryota, Viridiplantae, Streptophyta, Magnoliopsida, Malvales, Dipterocarpaceae.